Molecule: messenger RNA, 3072 nt
Organism: Aspergillus steynii IBT 23096
Lineage: Eukaryota; Fungi; Ascomycota; Eurotiomycetes; Eurotiales; Aspergillaceae
Product: putative plasma membrane H(+)ATPase
Exons: 4
Coding region: 1-3072 (1023 amino acids)
Biological process (GO): regulation of intracellular pH; proton export across plasma membrane
Cellular component (GO): plasma membrane
Molecular function (GO): ATP hydrolysis activity; ATP binding; P-type proton-exporting transporter activity
Source: RefSeq, a predicted model, not a curated record
AUGUCUCAGCAAGAUGGUGGAGGUGGCGGCGGCGGCGGCGAUACGUCUGGCGAUCCCGAGCGCGCGCAGCAGAGUCGCCUUUCCGUCUCUGAGGGACGCUCGUCCAGACGGAUAUCCCGUGUCUCCUACAAGGAAGACUAUGCCAACUUGGAUGAAUACGGAAAACUCGUGAAGUAUGUUUCAACAUAUCGCGAGGGACAAGGAAGCGGAAGCGAAGGCGAGGAGGAGGUGAAACGAGUCUGGUAUGCUCCUUGGAAAAAGCGCAAGGUGCAUGUCAAGCGUGUCGAUCAGGACUCCCAGCAAAUGCCCCCCGAAUGGCUUCUCACCGAUAUUCGUCAAGGUCUCCCUAGUGGCGAAGUCCCUGUUAGACGGCGUCAGUCGGGAUGGAACGAACUGGUGUCGGAGAAGGAGAAUCCCAUUGCUAAGAUUUUGUCCUAUUUCCGAGGCCCCAUUCUUUAUGUGAUGGAGCUGGCUGUCCUCCUUGCUGCUGGAUUGGAUGACUGGAUUGAUUUUGGUGUCAUCAUUGGCAUCCUGUGUCUCAACGCUGCCGUUGGCUGGUAUCAAGAAAAGCAAGCAGCAGAUGUUGUUGCUAGUCUCAAAGGCGACAUUGCAAUGAGAGCAGCCGUGAUCCGUGAUGGCCAAGAACAAGAAAUUUUGGCUCGCGAGCUCGUCCCUGGCGACGUGAUCAUCAUUGGAGAAGGUCAUGUGGUGCCCGCCGAUUCUCGUGUUGUUUGUGAUUUCAAGGACCCCAGCGGAUUUGAGGAUUAUAAAAACAUCCAGGACCAAGGUGAUCUCAGUAGCUCGUCGGAGUCCGACAUGGACGAGGCCGCCGAGGAAGAAGGUGGCGAAGAGAAGCAAGAAGAUGCCGAAAAGAAACAGCAGAAGACAAGAAAGCGAGGUUACCCUAUCCUGGCUUGUGACCACUCGGCUAUCACCGGCGAGUCCCUUGCGGUUGAUCGCUUCAUGGGCGAAAUGAUCUUCUACACGACUGGUUGUAAACGUGGCAAAGCCUACGCAAUCGUGCAAGCCAGCGCGAAGAACUCGUUCGUUGGUAAGACGGCAAGCAUGGUUCAAUCGGCCCAAGGUGCUGGCCAUUUCGAACUCGUCAUGGAUAACAUCGGAACCUCUCUUCUGAUUCUGGUUAUGGCUUGGAUUUUGGCUGCCUGGAUCGGUGGCUUCUUCCGUCAUCUGCCAAUUGCCUCGCCUCGCCAACAGACUCUCCUUCAUUAUACCCUUGCUUUGCUGAUUGUCGGAGUUCCCGUCGGUCUCCCCGUAGUGACCACCACGACCAUGGCGGUGGGAGCCGCGUAUCUCGCGAAAAAGAAGGCGAUCGUGCAGAAGCUCACGGCCAUCGAAUCACUGGCGGGCGUGGACAUCUUGUGUUCGGACAAAACCGGCACGCUGACGGCCAAUAAACUGAGCAUUCGAAACCCUUAUGUUGCCGAGGGAGUUGACCCUGACUGGAUGUUUGCCGUUGCUGUCCUCGCAUCUUCGCACAACAUUGACUCGUUGGAUCCGAUUGACAAAGUGACCAUCCUUUCGCUGAGGCAAUAUCCCAAGGCAAGAGAGAUUCUGCGCCGGGGCUGGGAGACCGAAAAAUUCCAACCGUUUGAUCCGGUUUCCAAGCGGAUCGUGACUGUUGCCACCUGUGAUGGAAUUAGGUACACCUGCACGAAGGGCGCUCCAAAGGCGGUGCUUCAGCUGUCCAACUGCUCGAAAGAGACGGCGGAUCACUACAAGGCGAAAACACAGGAAUUUGCGCAUCGCGGGUUUCGGUCUCUGGGGGUUGCGGUGCAAAAGGAAGGAGAAGAUUGGACCUUGCUGGGCAUCCUUCCUAUGUUUGACCCCCCGCGAGAGGAUACGGCGCAGACAAUCCAUGAGGCCCAGAACUUGGGUAUCAGCGUGAAAAUGCUUACUGGUGACGCCCUGGCGAUUGCCAAGGAAACCUGCAAAAUGCUUGCUCUUGGGACUAAAGUCUACAAUUCUGAUAAACUGAUUCACGGCGGCUUGAGCGGAGCCAUGGCUGGUGACUUGGUUGAAAAAGCGGAUGGCUUCGCGGAGGUCUUCCCGGAACAUAAAUAUCAAGUGGUUCAGAUGCUUCAAGAACGGGGCCAUUUAACGGCCAUGACCGGCGACGGUGUGAAUGACGCGCCGUCGUUGAAGAAAGCCGAUUGUGGUAUCGCCGUUGAGGGUGCUUCGGAGGCAGCUCAAUCGGCCUCAGAUAUUGUUUUCUUGGAGCCGGGACUUUCAACCAUUAUUGACUCGAUCAAGGUCGCGCGUCAGAUUUUCCAUCGCAUGAAAGCAUACAUUCAGUAUCGAAUUGCUCUUUGCUUGCACUUGGAAAUAUACUUGGUCACAUCCAUGAUCAUCAUCAACGAAAGUAUUCGGGUGGAGCUGAUCGUUUUCCUGGCUCUUUUUGCCGAUUUGGCAACGGUUGCAGUGGCGUAUGACAAUGCCUCUUUUGAGCUGCGCCCGGUCCAAUGGCAACUUCCCAAGAUCUGGUUCAUUUCGGUGUUGCUGGGUGUUUUGCUGGCCCUGGGAACGUGGGUUGUUCGGGGUAGCAUGUUCCUUCCCUCGGGGGGUAUUAUCCAGAACUGGGGAUCGAUCCAAGAAGUCUUAUUUCUCGAGGUGGCUCUCACCGAGAACUGGCUGAUUUUCGUCACGCGCGGUGCCGAAACCUGGCCAUCCAUCCACUUGGUCACAGCCAUUCUGGGCGUGGAUAUCCUUGCGACGAUCUUCUGCUUGUUCGGUUGGUUCAGCAACGAAACAAUGCCCACCAACCCGGCAGAUAAGUUCGUCGAGACCACGAACGGCUGGACUGAUAUUGUCACGGUGGUCCGCGUUUGGGGUUACUCCCUGGGUGUGGAGAUCGUCAUCGCCCUGGUAUACUUCAUGCUGAACAAGUUCAAGUGGCUCGACGACCUCGGCCGUGCCAAGCGAGAUAAGAACGCGCUCAAGUUCGAGAACCUGCUGGGUCACCUUGCACGUCUGACGGUCGAAUACGAGAAGCCCGGCGAGCCACCGGGCCGCUUCUUUUUGGCGGCCAGCAAGGAAGAGGAGGAGGUCGACUGA